AGGCGGCGGCCACUGGGUCCGCAGGGCGGGCGGGCGGACACGCCCGGAGGCCUGCGGGGAGGCGGAGGCGCCGGAAGGACGGACGGAGGAGGCCGCCAUGGCCGCGAGCGAGCGGCGCCCGGAAGGCAGCUCGGCGGAGGCGCCGCAGGGCGACUGGGGCCGCCUGGAGGCCGCCAUCCUCAGCGGCUGGAGGACCUUCUGGCAGGCGGUGGGCAAGGAGCGGCCGGGCCCGGGGGCCCCCCCGGAGGAGGCGGCCGAAGACACCAGCCGCCUGGCUCGGCUGCCGGUUGAUGUCCAGCUAUACAUCUUGUCAUUUCUUUCCCCUCAUGAUCUGUGUCAGUUGGGAAGCACAAAUCAUUACUGGAAUGGAACCGUGCGAGACCCGAUCCUCUGGAGGUAUUUCCUGUUGCGAGACCUUCCUUCCUGGUCUUCUGUUGACUGGAAGUCCCUUCCAGAUCUAGAGAUCUUAAAAAAGCCUGUAUCGGAGGUCACUGAUGGUACCUUAUUUGACUACAUGGCCGUCUAUAAAAUGUGCUGCCCGUACACAAGACCGUCCUCUAAGCCCGGCCGUCCAAUGUAUGGAGCUGUCACCUCUUUUUUGCACUCACUGAUCAUUCAGAGUGAACCGCGCUUUGCCAUGUUUGGACCGGGUCUGGAAGAACUGGACACGUCUCUGGUGUUGAGUCUGAUGUCUUCUGAGGAACUUUGCCCGACAGCUGGUUUGCCUCACAGGCAGAUUGAUGGUAUUGGGUCAGGAGUCAGUUUUCAGCUGACUAACCAGCAUAAGUUCAACAUCCUGAUACUGUAUUCAACGACCAGAAAGGAAAGAGACAGAGCAAGAGAAGGACAAACAAGUACCGUGAACAAGAUGUUCAGUGUGCAGAGCGAAGGGGCUGACCAGCAGGGCAGCCGGUACAGCGUGAUCCCUCAGAUCCAGAGGGUGUGCGAGGUGGUGGACGGGUUCAUCUACGUAGCGAACGGCGAAGCCCAUCAAAACCACCAGUGGCAAGAUGAAUUUUCCCGUAUUAUGGCAAUGACAGAUCCAGCGUUUGGAUCUUCAGGAAGACCAGUGCUGGUGUUAUCUUGCAUUUCUCAAGCAAAUAUAAAAAGAGUGCCCUGUUUCUAUUUGGCCCACGAGCUGCAUCUGAGUCGGCUAAAGCAGCCCUGGAUGGUCCAGGACACAGAAGCUGAAACUCUGACUGGUUUUCUGAACGGCAUUCAGUGGAUCCUUGAAGAAGUAGAAGCUAAACACGCAAGAUGAUCCUUCUUUUAGGCCUUGGUACUGAAACCCUUGGCACCUUGUUACUGAGGUCAUCAUAUAGAUAUUAUAUUGUCCUGCCUUUUUGUAGGUGGGCUGAUGGAAAAUUGGACUGCUAUAACUACUAUGUUUAUGUAAAUGUAAGUCUUACUUUUCACCUUAAAUCAAUCACAAGGAAAAAGUUCCUAGUGCUAGCUAGAAUAUAUAUAUAUCCCUGGAAUGAAUCUUUAAAUAUUUUUGAUAAUUUUUAUAUUUUUAUGUCUUUUUUUUAAAGAUAUUAAACUCUAGGAAUUUAAAAACAG
Erinaceus europaeus (western European hedgehog) is the source of this 1560-nucleotide messenger RNA. It is a transcript of the gene FBXO4, whose product is annotated as F-box protein 4. Lineage: Eukaryota; Metazoa; Chordata; Mammalia; Eulipotyphla; Erinaceidae. The transcript is spliced from 7 exons. Gene Ontology annotation, molecular function: protein binding. The coding region runs from base 98 to 1261 and encodes 387 amino acids. Gene Ontology annotation, cellular component: SCF ubiquitin ligase complex. The record is from RefSeq and is a predicted model, not a curated record. Gene Ontology annotation, biological process: protein polyubiquitination; SCF-dependent proteasomal ubiquitin-dependent protein catabolic process.